AUGAACUUCUCUGUUGCUCCUGGACAAACAUUUAAACUCAAUUUCGUCCACAGGCCACAGAAAGCUCGCAAAUCUCAGCUCGAUGUUAUUUUAACUGUUGCUGAUAAUCCUAAGUUCAAUAUCAGCAUCAGUGCAGGCGGAGAAGGUUUCUGCGAAGAUCUCCAAUUCGAUGGAAUCGGUGACGACAACGAUUUGCAUUUUGUUGAUGCAGUUGUUGGUCGUGGACAAACAGCAACAUUCGCACUGAAGAAUGUUUCUGACAGUGAUAUCAGAUUUGUUUUCAGUUCUCAGAGUGAAAUUUCAUUUGUUCCUCGCAUUGGACAUUUGAGAAGAUUCCAAGUUAAAGAAAUUACUGCUACUUUCUUCUGUGACAAACCAUUGAAACUUUGUCCAGGAAAAGGAAGUUGCCAAGUCACUAAAAUCGAAUUAGAUGAAAAUGCUGUUGAUUGGGAUGAUGCAAAGAGAGUUGUUGCUUUCAUGAAGAGAUCAGAAAUCGAACAACAAAAUCAGCAGCAACAACAAGAACAACAACAGCAACAAACACAGGAAAAGACAUCAUCUUCAUCAAAGAAAUCCAAGAAAGAAGUUCAACAACAACAACCACCUCCACAACCACAAGAGCCAGCUCCUGUUCAACAUGGCCAAGGCAACGAGAUCGUUCGAAGAAUGUCAAUCGCUCCAGAACCAAGCUACAAACAUGUUGCGAACUCUAAGCCACAUGAAAUUCCUCUUAAGAUUUUUGUUGUUUCAGAUGUGAUUAAAUACACUAUUGACACAACCGACAUCAGUUUUGCUCCCACUAUGAUGUUCCAAACUCGAACAACUGAUGUUCAUCUCACGAACACAUGCAGCAUCCGGAUGGAAUACACAUGGUCAUUGAAGAAAUUCGAAUCGUUGCGAACUAAUUAUGCAAAAGCCGCAGGUCCAUGUUUCUCAAUUCGACCAACAACAGGAUUCAUUGAACCAGGUCAAACAACAACAUUCAAAGUUAUGUUUGCUCCAGAAGAAGUUGAUGAUUUCAAAGGCAUUCUUGAGUGCAACAUCACAUAUUUGAUUGGUGAAUCACCAAAGAUCAAUCUUUCGGCACUUUCACGACGUCCUCUUUGUCACUUCAACAUCGACACUAGCGACUACUUGACACACAGACAUCCAGAUUUCACAUAUCCAUUACCAGAAGGUGUUCGCGUUAUUGAGUUAUUUGCUAAAGCACCAGGAACACGCACCGUGAAGCGAAUUGAGAUGAUCAAUCCAACGGCCGAUCUUUAUGAAACAGUUUGGACUCCGGCAAAUGAACAAGCAACUGAAUGCAUCAAAUCUGACUCUAAUUCAGCACUUGUUUCAUCAGGAAAACAUUAUUUCUUCACAUUCUCAUACACCCCAAAGACAGCUCGACUGAUUGAGUCUCUGUGGGAAUUUGAAAUUCCAAAACAUGGAGUUAAAGUUCCAUUCCUCUUUGUUGGUCGUAUUGCCCAUUAA
Messenger RNA from Trichomonas vaginalis G3, 1476 nucleotides. Its product is annotated as axonemal central apparatus assembly. The transcript has a single exon. Bases 1 to 1476 code for a protein of 491 amino acids. Gene Ontology annotation, cellular component: axoneme. Gene Ontology annotation, biological process: axonemal central apparatus assembly; cilium movement. The record is from RefSeq and is a predicted model, not a curated record. Lineage: Eukaryota; Parabasalia; Trichomonadida; Trichomonadidae.